AUGGUCGUCGCACCAGACUUUUGCCCGGAAGGCAACUCGGAUCUCUACGGAGUCGGUGUCCGCGCCGGCCUCUACGCGCAAUGGGUCGCCACGCUGCUUGCGACACUCUUUGACCCCAAGACUGAGAGCACGUACCGCAUCGCCAACCUCAUCAUCCAGUGGUCCAUCUUCCUGGGCCUCUGCACGCAGUCUGAGCCAGGCGACCCCGUCAUUGGCGCCGUCAUCACUCAAUACCUGCUCUUCGGCUCACUGUCCAGCUUGACGGGCGAUGGCGUUGGUCACUUUAGUCACUUUUCAGGCAUCUUUCGCAUCAUCUUUUACACGGCCGUCUCUUCGUACGGCUGCUGGUUCUGGUUCAACGGGAUAGACGACAUGACGGUGGAGGGAUGUCCCGACAUUGCCUUCUUUGGAGACGUCAGCCUCCACGGACGGUUCCGCACCGCGGGCAAGGUGUUUUCCGUGCUGGGCGUCGUGGUUUGCGUCCUUUCGCUCGUCUUCAGCGUCUUUGCAACGAUGAGGAGAUUCAGAGGCGGCAUUCGAGAUGCCUUUGCGACAAAGGAAAGGGUGCGUCCAAAGGUGGAGCUGGUGCUGCUGGUGCUGUCCAUGGCCUUGAUCGGCACGUCCAUCUACCUGGUCGAGCACUUGAUUGAGAGGAACGGAAUCACUCAGGUUGACGUUAAACAGAUUACGUCUGUCGGACAGCUGAUUCCGCUGUUGGCGGGUGGACUGGCGUGUGUAAUGACUCUUUGGAAGAUUGUGACUCACCGGCUGUUUAUGAGGAAGCGAUGCUGGUACGUGUUUGGCUACCACUUGUGA
Messenger RNA from Trichoderma aggressivum f. europaeum, 816 nucleotides. RefSeq lists its product as uncharacterized. The transcript has a single exon. The coding region runs from base 1 to 816 and encodes 271 amino acids. The record is from RefSeq and is a predicted model, not a curated record. NCBI's taxonomy places the organism in Eukaryota, Fungi, Ascomycota, Sordariomycetes, Hypocreales, Hypocreaceae.